This is a messenger RNA of Sitophilus oryzae (rice weevil), 1684 nucleotides long. RefSeq lists its product as uncharacterized. Gene Ontology annotation, cellular component: endoplasmic reticulum; membrane. Lineage: Eukaryota; Metazoa; Arthropoda; Insecta; Coleoptera; Curculionidae. Gene Ontology annotation, molecular function: chloride channel activity. The coding region runs from base 258 to 1619 and encodes 453 amino acids. The transcript has 5 exons. The record is from RefSeq and is a predicted model, not a curated record.
CUUUUUGGUUUAAAAUUUCGUCUUGUGAAAGUAUGGUUAUGUUAUGCAAUAUUAUGUCAGAUUUGUUUAUAUUCAUAUUAAAUAUUUUUAAUCUACAAUAGUUUUAUAUUUUUAUAUUAUUUAACAGUAGUAUUACGGUUAUUAUGUGAUAUUGUUACGUGCUGAGUGAUACGUGUCUGUCUUGAAUAUUUAAUAUAUACAUAAUACCCCUAUUUUAUGAGACAAGAAGCUGAGGGUAUACCCACUUCAGUGUCAAUAUGAGGUCAGUGAUUUUGCUUUUGUGUAUUUUAAUAAAAUUCGUCUACAUGAAAGAGUGGAUUGAUCCGCAUGACAUGAACACCAAUGCAAAAGAAAAAUAUAUUAAACCACGCCAAUCAGACUUAAAGAGAUCAUCCAGCUAUACAUCAGGGACAUACCCUAGUCAAACUGAUCCUGCAGUAUAUAUUUCAUCUUUGAGAAGGAUCGUUAGUCUUACUCUUAAUGCAGCUUCUUUUAACAAAAGAGAUCCUAAAUUGUACAUAGGGAGUAUUAAUUUUAAAAUUGAUCCUGAUGAUCUUGAUUUCCUAACUAUGUUUUCUAAGGAUGAAGUUACACUUGAUAAAUUAAGGAGACUUGAUGCUAUUUUAACUGAAAGUUUUCAAAGAUCUUAUUUUCAAGACACUUGGGAUAUAUUUGAACAGUAUCAGUUUAAUAGUAUCUAUUCUGCCAUAACAAAUGUGAAUAUUUGGCUGUUCAUUGGAGCUUUAUAUAUGUUAUAUGUCAUUUAUCAACUUUGUAGAAAUGGCUUUUCUGUUGGAUAUAUUAUAAAAUAUCUUAUUGUGGUUCUACUUGUUUAUGACUUUGUUUUGAGAUACAAUAGUCUUGUUGAGGAGGCUGAAGAACAUAAUGCAAAAUUAUCUUAUUCCUCUCAGUGCGAUAGUACUAAAAUGUCAUGGAAAGAAUACACAGCAUUUUUAUUUAGUAGUAGAAAUUGCGAAAGGAAGACCGUAACUCCUUUAGAUGCUUUCCUUCAUCAAACAAAAAACUUGAUCAUAGUUCCACUAACUGCCCUUGGAACAGGAUUUGGAGCAUUUGGAAAAGAAAUGUUUGUGAAACUUCCGUGGGGUCUAAAUCUUAUAUUAUGGCCUUUGAUGCUGGUAUUUGUAAUAAUAAUAUUCAUAUUUCUAAUGGCAUUUUGUACAGGCUCAUAUAUAGAAUUUAAUAUAUUCCAUCUCUUAAAAUUGAAGUUUGGAAGUACGAACUCUUCUAGACAUGAAAACACCCUAACGGGACCUACUGUUGAAAGGUUAAUAUCUGGUUUAUCACAUAGACCUCUCAUUCAACAAGUUUCUACUGCAGAAGAUUCCAAUGAACCAAAAAGAAGAAAGGCUGAGAAAAAAGUAGGAUCUAUUAAUGAGCCAAGUACAUCAAGUCGAAAGAAUAAGUGCCUUAAUCAGAAUAAGAAUAAGACUAAAGUAGAAUUAUCUGACGUAAGAAUAAGAGAAGAAAUUACUGUAUCUACUGAAACCUCUGAUGUGCAAGUUGAAACGAGCAAAAAAAAUGACCAAACACAGAAAAGAAAGAAUAAAAUAGAAAUUGAAACAAUAGAUGAUAAUGAAGUUUUAAAAAAGAAUAAUUAGACUGAUAAUAGUUUUUCUUUAAUGAGAGAAAAUACUUGGUUAUCUAGCCAAACUCUUCGAUUAUU